AUGGGUGAUAUUGAGAAGGACAAGAAUUUUGUUCAGAAAUGUGUCCAGUGUCAUACCAUGGAAAAGGGAGGCAAGCAUAAGAUGGGGCCAAAUCUCCAUGGUUUAUUUGGGCAAAAGACAGGUCAAGCCCCUAGAUUUUCUUACACAGAUGCCAAUAAGAACAAAGGUAUCAUCUGGGGAGAGGAGACACUGAUGGAGUAUUUGGAGAAUCCUAAGAAGUACAUCCCUGAAACAAAAAUGAUCUUCACUGGCAUUAAGAAGACAAGGAAAAGAGCAGACUUGAUAGCUUAUCUCAAAAAAGCUACUAAGGAGUAAUAGUUGGCCAUUGCCUUAUUUAUUACAAAACAAAAAUAUCUCAUGACUUUUUUAUGUGUACCAUAUAAUUGAUCUCAUACACCAGAAUCCAGAUCAUGAAUGGCUGAUAGAAUAUUUCUUUUGGACAGUCCUGACUGAAAUAAGAUACGAUCAGCUUUUCAAACUUUGAUAGUAAUUCUGAUUCUGCAAGUGCUGUCACUGUUUUUCCCUUCUAAAAAUAUGAUUGGAGUUGAUUAGUAGUGUGCAGCUUUUCACAGAGAUCGUAAAUGCCAUCUCUGAACUUACAGGAGAUUGGUUUUAUAUUUAGAUUUAUAUAACUGGUUAUAUUAAUGUAUUUAAAUACUAAGGAAAUCCCUUCACUGUCUUAUAGAACAACGAGACAGCUAUGUUUCACGUUGUGUUCAUUUGCCUGUUAAAGGCAAGGGCUGAAGAUACGCUGGCAAUGUCUACUUUAUCUUUGGUCUUAACUAUGCCAAUUUAAUGAAAAUUCACUGCAUUUAAAAUGUUGCCUUUUGCCUAAUGAAAGGCAUUUUAGUGUGGUUUAUGUAUAAUAUUGAAUAAAGAAUAUUUAACACUUCUCACAUUUUAUAGAUGAUCUGUGAGGUCAGAUGCUUUUAAGAUUCAGUGUGACCAUAUAGCGGCAGACAUGGCUUGUGAAUUCUUUACUAAAUCAGACUAAGUUAAAAUUCGGGAUUGUCUCCUAAACAGCUAUUCAGAAAUAUAACUGUGAAAUUAACAUAUAUGUAUGAUUGGUAAUGGUGCUUUUGCUGACUCAUUAGAAGGGUUAAAAUAGAGAAGAUACAUCAACAGCACAAAUUUGUAAAGUAUGUGAUAAGGCUUAAGAUAAUUGAAAUCACAGAUCAAAAAAAAAUUGGGAGAAAUUAUAAAAAUUAUUUGGAAAGAGAUGUUACAAAGUUAACAGAGGCUUAUCAAAUGUCUUAGUAAUAGUAGUUGUACAGCCAGCUCUUUUAGCUUUAUAUGUAGUGUUUCCUGAUGACUGCCAGGGCAGAAAAGGGGUUAGAGGAAAGAAAAAGCUGGUUACUUGUCACCAACUGGAGUGGGAGAGAGAGACAGAAUGGUAGAAUUCAUUCUGUCUUCCUCUGUAGCUGCUUUUCUUCUUCAUUCUUUCUUAUCUCUCUGCCCAAUUUCCAAGGCUAGAAGUAUAUACAGUGAUGACUGCUACUGACUGAACAUUGUUAGGAACAAAAGCCUGUGAAGAGGUCAGUACAUUUCCUCCUCUAGCGAGAGACACCAGAGCUGUGAUCUACUUUGCAAAGUUGCCUGAAGGGAAGUACAAAUAUCCCAGUCUGAGUUGGGGAGAAAAUCCCAGAUGUACAGGCUGCUUUUUCAUGAGUUUGCAGAUCAUCAUUUUCUGUGCCCUCACUAGUUCUGUUCCCUUCUCGCAGUGGAGGUCACAUGAUGACAUCUUGCCUCGGAAGCCAUUUUUAUCCUUAUGUCGUGUUUGCUCUCUAAAGAUGGCUCUUGGCUGGAUGAUUAGGAGCUUCAAGGUUCAAGGUCACAAUUAAGUUUAGCCCCAGUUCUUGUGUAACAUAGGUGCUUAUGCAAGUAACUGCAUGUGGCUUACUUAAAUUUUAUGUUGAGUGUGUCUUGCCAUUCUUUUUCUUUUUUUUAAGGAUUUUAUUUUUAAGUAAUCUCUACACCCAAUGCGGGGCUCAAAGUCACAAACCCAAGAUCAAGAUUUGCACACUCUACCAACUAAGCCAGCCAGAUGCCCCUGUCUUGCCAUUCUUUUUAGCAAGAAAAGACUAAGGACUGAUCCUACUCCCAACUUUUCUGCAUGUUUUCAGAGUAUAUUUAAGAUAUUUCUUUGACUAGUCAAUAAAAUGUAAUAUUUCUAGCUUUUCUCAAAUCAGAUUUCUGGUGCAUUUUUUAAAUUUUUAAAGAUUUUAUUUAUUAUUUGAAAGAGAGAGGGAGA
Messenger RNA from Ailuropoda melanoleuca (giant panda), 2251 nucleotides. Its product is annotated as cytochrome c-like. Bases 1 to 315 code for a protein of 104 amino acids. The record is from RefSeq and is a predicted model, not a curated record. NCBI's taxonomy places the organism in Eukaryota, Metazoa, Chordata, Mammalia, Carnivora, Ursidae. Gene Ontology annotation, molecular function: electron transfer activity; heme binding. The transcript has a single exon.